Miniopterus natalensis is the source of this 2457-nucleotide messenger RNA. RefSeq names its product sodium voltage-gated channel beta subunit 3 (gene SCN3B). Lineage: Eukaryota; Metazoa; Chordata; Mammalia; Chiroptera; Miniopteridae. The record is from RefSeq and is a predicted model, not a curated record. Gene Ontology annotation, cellular component: voltage-gated sodium channel complex. Gene Ontology annotation, biological process: regulation of sodium ion transmembrane transporter activity; sodium ion transport; ventricular cardiac muscle cell action potential. Gene Ontology annotation, molecular function: sodium channel inhibitor activity; transmembrane transporter binding.
AUGCCCGCCUUCAACAGAUUGUUUGCCCUGGCCUCCUUGGUGCUCAUCCUCUGGGUCGGCGCCUGCUUCCCUGUGUGCGUGGAAGUGCCCUCGGAGACAGAGGCGGUGCAGGGCAACUCCAUGAAGCUGCGCUGCAUCUCCUGCAUGAAGAGGGAGGAGGUGGAGGCCACCACGGUGGUGGAAUGGUUCUACAGGCCCGAGGGCGGCAAAGACUUGCUGAUCUAUGAGUACCGGAAUGGCCACCAGGAGGUGGAGAGCCCCUUCCAAGGACGCCUGCAGUGGAACGGGAGCAAGGACUUGCAGGACGUGUCCAUCACUGUGCUCAAUGUCACCCUGAACGACUCCGGUCUCUAUACCUGCAACGUGUCCCGGGAGUUUGAGUUUGAGGCACAUCGCCCCUUUGUGAAGACCACACGGCUGAUCCCCCUCCGAGUCACCGAGGAGGCUGGAGAGGACUUCACCUCGGUCGUCUCGGAGAUCAUGAUGUACAUCCUCCUGGUCUUCCUCACCUUGUGGCUGCUCAUUGAGAUGAUAUACUGCUACAGGAAGGUCUCAAAGGCCGAGGAGGCAGCCCAAGAAAAUGCGUCUGACUACCUUGCCAUCCCUUCAGAGAACAAAGAGAAUUCUGUGGUGCCAGUAGAGGAAUAGAGGGGUGACUCGAGGUGACCUGAACACUGAGGGCUUGGAUAUGCCAGGUUCAGUGAUGUCAACAGCAUCAGGAGGGUGCCCCAGAGGCCACAUCGCUUCCCAUCCUGCAUUCACCCUUCAGUUCACGCCUCAUACAUCCACUCGCUUCUGACUUCCUCACGCCAUCGGACCCCUGCACACCAUGAGACUGCCAGAACUGAGGAGCCGACAUUCCCACACAGACUCAACCUCACCCCAUCUUAGCUUUUAAGCAAGCGGCACCCAUGCCAACUGGACUUCUCCCCUUGCGCCGAAUGACCUUGAACAAGUGCUGGAGGUGGCGCGUCCUCUGUCCGUUACUGUCUGGAACUGGCUGCAGGCAAAUGGAUGUUUUAAGGAAGGAAGCAAGAGUGAUUAGUUUAGGUUAAAGCAAAAGAGUGGCACGAGGUGGAAGCCUCUGGGGUCCUGGCCCACUAGACUAGCGCAUCAGAGCACAGCUCGCUUUUCUAGGUUCGCCACUGAUGGAAAGUUCCCUAAGCAUGGACUAAAUGUUCUCUGGAGCUUGGUACCACGACUAGAACUGGUGAGGUCUCUAAGGCCUGGGUUGGUCUCAGUCCUUCAAGAAGACAAGGACAAGAGACUUGGGAAGGGUUUAGCAAUUUAAGUGGCUUGUGAAAGUCACACAUGUUCACGAUCCUGUUGGCAUGUAUGCCCUCCUGCCCCCCCCAUUCUCAACCCACCCCCACGCCAAGUGAACAUGCCAUAUGAGUAGCGGGGGAGCCCUAUUUUCCUGUGGGCAUCGGAACUGAAAUUCCUAAGUUCUUCCUCUCAAAACUUUUGUGGAUCAAUAUUAUUGCUCGUGCUAUGGGAGGCAGCUGAGACUCAGGGCUCAACUUGACUUCAGAGGAUAAACUGGAGCAGCUGAGCCGUAGGUGCUGCCGGGUUAAACUGCCCAAGGUGGGUAACUUUGUUUUAGAAAAGACUUUGAAAUUGAAAUUGGCUGUGACCACGCCUCUUUCACAAGCACGGAUUGGGGUGGCUUGCCCGGCUGAUGUUAACCCUGAUUCCGGUAGCUAGAAAUUAUCCGAGAAGGCAGAGAGAAAGACGUGAAGUAGGCUGAGGGAUUUCCUUAGCGACAGGACUGUGAACCUGAAUCAUCCUCAGAAGAAUGCACCUUGGAGCGAUAUUUAAGAAACGUGGGUGACAAGCAAAUGAGUGACGUGAUAAGGGAGGGACGGGGCUAGGUGACUUCCAAUAUUGCACCUGGGAAUCUAUAAUGUCCAGGUUUUCUUUUCUUCUUGAAUUUGGGAGAGCAGAUGAACACUGGAUAGACUUCUCAAAAUCUUUUUUCCUUUUAAUGGAGUGAUUGGCCCAAGCGUAGGAAGUCCUUCAGCACCUAGUGAUGAGAAGGAGGAUGCUUUACAAAAUCUAAGAUGAGCGUGGCUGGGACUUGAUGAAGGAGAUGGCCCUUAGAUCUGCAGGAAUUUAUGGGGAAAGUCUGUACUUUGAUGCUUUGAGCCUCACCUGAGAAAUUCAUUUUUUCAUCUCUUCCAUCCCUGGGGAAGUACUUAAAAUAAGUCCUUGUUCACAUCUUGAAGAAAAUACUUUCAGUAAAUUCAAGGCCCUUCUCAUUGGCAAUUUCCCACAUAAUCUUUCAGAAAUAGGGGACACUAUAUAGAUUUUUCUCACUUUAUAGUUGGGGAAACAGGCCUGCAUAGCUGAGCUUUUCCCAGUCACGUGGCUGGUUGACAGCAGAGCUUGAGUAGAAGCAAGCUCCUUACUGCAUGCUUUCCUCUUGGUUCCAGGGGACCAUGCAUCUGACUUGUAACC